AACAUCACCAAUAUCGCAAUCCAACCAAGAGAGAGAAAAAAAAACCCUAUUUUUUAGAGAGAGAAAAUAAGCACAGCCCUAGAAAUCUAUACAAACAGAUAAGGACUUGUGCAACUCAUACACUACACUAGAGAUAGAGAGAGAGAAUCACCAUUAUUUUCUAUUUUUUUAUUUCCCCUUUUUUAUUUUUUUCAAUUUAAUAAUAACCCUUUUUCUCUUUCUCCAUGGUUGCUGAGUAAUUUGCUUUCUUUGCACUCACUCACACUGUGGUUCUUUCUUUAUACCGCUCGAAAAACCAUUACUUUCUUUGAUUUUGUUAACAAUCACUAGCUUCAAUUUGUUCACAGGUGAAACUUGAGAUUUGCAACAUACCCUUUUGAUCCUGCUCACAAAUAGCUUGGUCAAUAUUGGUGAUCAAAAUUUCUUGUCAAAGAAGGCAUUUGAAGUUAAAUGCAUGGAUCACGUGGACCAUAUGGCGCUAUCUGGUUCGGCAUCUUACUAUAUGCAGCAGCAGAGAGAACUAGCUGUUUCUGGACCACUACCUGAGUUACAUGUUUCGCCGAGUAUUCGCCCAUUGUCUAAUCCCAAUAAUCUACCAUUUCAAUCCAACAUUGGUGGUGGUCACAUCGGAUCCUCAUUGCCCUUAGAAUCGUUGGCAAUUUCAUCUCACGCUGUCAAUGUGGAUGGUCCUACUGGGGUGUCAACCGGAGAGACUGUGAAAAGGAAGAGAGGAAGGCCUCGGAAAUAUGGCUCUGAUAGAGUUGUGUCAUUGGCGCUGAGUCCAAGUACAACACCAUCUAGUAAUCCUAUAACUGUGACACAAGACGGCCAGAAACGCGGGAGAGGGCGUCCACCUGGGAGUGGGAAGAAGCAGCAAUUGGCUUCUUCAGGUGAGUCGAUACCUGAUUCAGCUGGGAUUGGAUUUGCCCCUCAUGUCAUCCAGAUUCCAAGUGGAGAGGACAUUGCAGCAAAAAUAUUGGCGUUUUCUCAGAUGCAGGCUAAAGCUUUAUGUGUUAUGGCAGCUGAAGGUCAUGUCUCAAUUGCCACACUUCGGCAGCCUUCAACUUCAGGCGGCACUGUCAAAUUUGAGGGAAAUUUGGAGUUACUGUCCAUGUCAGGCUCUUACUUGCCAACUGAUAGUGGCAGCUUACGGAAUCGAACUGGUGGACUAAGUGUUACCCUUGUUAGUCCUGAUGGCCGAGUCGUUGGUGGAGGAAUUGGCGGUGUGCUCAUUGCAUCAGAUCUUGUCAAGGUGACAGUUGGGACCUUUCAGUGGGGUAGAUUAAAGGGAAAGUACAAGAAAAAGGGAAGCUCACAAGAUGCAUCAGUAGUUGCUGUGGAAUCAGAUCACCAAGGAAUUCAUAAUCCAGUUGCACUGAAUAGCAUUUUACCAAAUCAACAAAAUCUUACUAGUCCAACCUCAUCCUUAAGUCCUUGGUCUGCAUCGCGUCCGAUGGAUAUGCGAAAUUCCCAUGUUGACAUUGAUUUAAUGCGUGGAUGACGCUUUAAUAUACACUAGUAGUGUGUAUAUAUUUCAGAUUCAUGGUCACUCCUCUAAUAUUCUUUUAGUAGUGAUGACAGAAUGGAAAGUACCUACAGCAGAGUAGAACUAGCUGACUUUUGCAAUUGAUGAAUUCAAUUGGGGUUGUUCUCAUUUUUUUGUAACUGAGGAUAUUUAAUUUGGAGAUUUCAUGUUCCUUAUUGAUAAUGAUACAUUAUGUCCUAUUUGGAAAAACAUAACUUGGGUUAGGUGUUUUUUUAUGUGGUUUUGAAACAUCAAUUACGACUCAUAAUUUAAUGUGAUUUGUCUCAUUGAACUGCUGAGAUUGCAGAAGUGAAA
This is a messenger RNA of Cicer arietinum (chickpea), 1840 nucleotides long. RefSeq names its product AT-hook motif nuclear-localized protein 11-like. NCBI's taxonomy places the organism in Eukaryota, Viridiplantae, Streptophyta, Magnoliopsida, Fabales, Fabaceae. Gene Ontology annotation, molecular function: minor groove of adenine-thymine-rich DNA binding. The record is from RefSeq and is a predicted model, not a curated record.